CUUAUAUCAUAUUUAUUUUUAAUGCAUAAUCUUUCGUAAUUGAGAGUUGUGGUAAUUAAUUUUAUGGUUUUAGAAGAAAUUAAUGGCAAUCUUUCGAUCUUAGAGAUUUUAAUUUUGCAACUGAUCCGUGGAUGACAAGCCAUACAAUGUAAACAACCUGUGAAGUAGAUGUUGGUAUCACAUGUGAAAGGGAGGGAGACUCAAAGAAAUGAGGUUCCCUCUGCGCCAACAAAGUUCCUCUUAUCUUUCCCGUUCAGUGAAGACAGUGAUUGACAGGAUCGUUACCAAGUUACUGAUGAAAAGCAACUCAGGGACACAAUGUGGCUGCUAGAAAAGGAAGAAUCUAAAACCGAUACCCAGCAACCUGAGCCCAAAAAAGAAGCAGAAUCGUCUGUAAAAAUUCACUACUUACUUUGUGGCCCGUCACUGAUAGUAGGCCGGAAAGCUAGUCACAUUCUCCUUCCUGGUGAUAAUUCCAUCAGCCGGCAGCAUGCAAGCAUCACCAUAAUACAGAACGUCAAUAACCUUAAAAACCCAAAUGUUCUACCAGAGGUGAAGUUGAAAGAUUUAGGAGCAAAGUAUGGAACUUAUGUUAAUGAUGGUAUUGAACAUAAUCAGAAGUUAUUGGAUGAGAGAUUUCUUGUCAGUGGUGACAGAGUUAGAUUUGGUUUGAUUGAUAAUAUAUGGAGACUGAAGCAUCAAGAUUUAGUUGUAACAACAUCUGCUCUCCAGCCUGAAAGUAAAGGGGAGCUUCAAACAGCUUUACUUAAACUAGGAGGUCAUUUAGUUGGAGAAUGGAUGCAAAAUUGUUCUUAUCUAGUGAUGAACAAUAUCACACUGACCAUAAAGGUUGUGUGUGCUUUGGCAGCUGCUGCUCAUAUAGUAACACCAGAUUUUUUCACAAAAUGGGCAGAUGCUCUUAUGAAAAAAGCUCCACAUCCGGAUGCAUCCGAUUUUUUGCCCCCACUUCAGGAAAUGAGUAUUAACCAAAGCCUAGCAAGCUUCUCCCCCAACCAAGAAAGAAUGAAAUUGUUCCAGGGAAAGUACGUUUUGUUUCCUUCUUCAAAGCAAUUAAAACGUAUGGGUCCAGCAAUCGAACUAGCUGGUGGAGUCUCGGUGUUAUUAUCUGAAGAGAAUUAUAAGUUAGUUACUUCUGUACAUUACCUUUUAGUUCAGCUCCCUGCUGAAAAGAAUCAAGAACCAGAGAGAACAAAAUUAUUCUGGAAGUCCAAAGAAAUUCUUAAAGGGAAAGGAUUACGUGUGAUACCAGAGUCUGAUAUUGGACUAGCUAUUCUGUACAGAAGCACAGAAACCCAUUGCAAUCCAUCAUUUGUUGUAGCUGACAUCUUAAAAAGAAAUGGUUCCUCUUCCUACACACAAGGCGCUCAUAUUUAUGCAACUGAGACACAGGAUGCAACCCAGAACUCAGUGAGUUUGACAGGUACUCGUAUUGUACCAGAAAGUGGCAUGUCCUCUUCUCGGAAAACACCCUCAACAUUGCAGACUACAGCAGCACCUCCAACAAAUGUAGGUCUCACUACCACAUCCCUGAAUUCAUUCUCAAGUACCAAUGCUUCUACACUGAUGACCCUUGAUAGUACUAGUCCAGGCAAAAACUGUUCAGAAGACAAAGAAAAUUUCAGGCUUAAAUCAACUAAAAGGAACCGAAGCCAAACUACUGAGUGUGAACCUCCGUCUAAACGUAGCAGUCGAUCGUCCAACAGAGAACCUGUUGUAGCUGAGCCUGAACCUACUCAGCCCCUGGAAAUUAUGGACGAAGAGGAAGAACCUAUUUCACAGGACUGUGGCAUAUCCAAGUUUGAACCAAAGCAUGUUAGCACUCAGAAAUAUGAUAAAUCUGGGUGUGGGACAAAUAUAGAUGGAAUCGAUGGUCCGUCUAAGAAAAACAAGGAUAAAAGAGCCGGAAAUAUUGAGGAGACUGUACCUACAACUCUUGAGGGUGGCAUUUCCUCUCUAGAACCUUUGGCUGGACGCUCUAUACCUUUUGAACCUUACACCCUCCCAAGUUUAAAUGCUGAACCUCCCAUUGAAGAUGAGAUUUCAACUCAGCCAUAUGGAGAGGUUAAAACAGAGCCACCUAGCCAGCCAGAAGAUGAACCAGAUUGUUAUAUGGGGAAAAGGAAGAGAGAAGACUUGCAUUUACCCGAUGAAGAUGUACCUAAUUGGUUUGGGAAAAAAAGUAGAGCAGAGAACACUACUGUACAAGUUAAAACUGAAAGAGUUGCUGUGCAACCCACUGUUAAACAAGAAGUAUAUAAUGAUGAUCUAUUUGCAAUUCCUAACACAAGUGACAGAAGCAAGCGAAGAGCUGAGGCAAAGAAAAGGGUUUCAGAUGAAGGUGCAAUUGAUGCAGCAGAUCUUUUUGAUUUACCAACUUCAUCACGAGUUGAGCGUCGAAGAAAAAUGAUGAAAACUGAAGAAUCAACAUUAAGGGUUGUAGAUAAUAGAAACGCUAAUGUAAAAGAUUCAAGCUCCAAAUAUCCUCCAGUACAUGCUACUUCAAGUAAUGUAAGAGAUGCAAGCUCCUCACAUCCUCCUCCAGUACCUGCUAUCCCAAGUAAUGCAAGCACAUCAGUAAAUGAAAGAAGCAGAUCUGCUAACACCUCUUUGAAUGAUACUUGGAUUAGCAAGAAGGGCAAUGAAUCUGUAGCACAAGCAACUAAAUCGCCAGUGAAAGCAGAGGCAGUUGUUGGGAAUGUGACCAAGAAUGAACCCAGACAUGGUGAUGUUGCAGAACUCGCUGGUAGCUUUGAAAGGUCCCUUGUUGUUGUUGAAGUAGCCUCACUUGUUAGGCAGAAGACAGUCAAAGCCAUUCCUGCAAGCAGUAGUCAAAAUAAUUCAAGUGGAAAUCUUAAAAAUUUCAAGAAAUUUAGAAAGAAUUCAACCGACAUUGUAGCCCUUCCAAAGAUUAUUGGAGGAAAAGGUCUUGUCCCUCAUGACAAAGCUGAAAUUUCAUCACGUGAGAAUUGGUUCAGGGAAAACCCAGAUGUAACAACUCAUCUAGCUGAACGAAACCAGGAACACAAUGCAGAAUUGGAUAACCUUUUUGAAAUGGCUCAAGAUCCUAAGUCAAGAGGCCGGGCACGUCGGAAGAAGUAAUUAAUUUAGCUGUAAGAUGCAUGUGAAUUAAUUGUACAGAUUUUAAUUAAUUUGGCUAUGAAAAUUUUAUACACAUGAUUUUGAUUUAUUGGCCAAAAUAAUAGUGACCAUACGUCUGUAUUCCAAAUCUCUGCAAAUAAAUUGUUACUGUUAUUUUAAA
Messenger RNA from Macrobrachium nipponense, 3280 nucleotides. Its product is annotated as nibrin-like. Gene Ontology annotation, molecular function: protein binding; damaged DNA binding. Lineage: Eukaryota; Metazoa; Arthropoda; Malacostraca; Decapoda; Palaemonidae. Gene Ontology annotation, cellular component: Mre11 complex. The transcript has 14 exons. Gene Ontology annotation, biological process: double-strand break repair via homologous recombination; mitotic G2 DNA damage checkpoint signaling. The coding region runs from base 319 to 3120 and encodes 933 amino acids. The record is from RefSeq and is a predicted model, not a curated record.